Molecule: messenger RNA, 6251 nt
Organism: Sphaerodactylus townsendi
Lineage: Eukaryota; Metazoa; Chordata; Lepidosauria; Squamata; Sphaerodactylidae
Gene: RLF
Product: RLF zinc finger
Exons: 8
Coding region: 25-5796 (1923 amino acids)
Biological process (GO): regulation of transcription by RNA polymerase II
Cellular component (GO): nucleus
Molecular function (GO): DNA-binding transcription factor activity, RNA polymerase II-specific; DNA binding
Source: RefSeq, a predicted model, not a curated record
UACGCGCGGUGGGGCCGGGUGCAGAUGGCGGACGCCGAGGCUGACGCGGCCCUGGCGCCGGAGAUGCAGCGGGUGUCCGCCGGUCUCCGCGCCCGACUCUGGCAGCUGCAGGCCGAGCUCAGCGACCAGGAGGUGGCGGCGGCGUCGUCGGGCGCCUUUUGCCGGGGCUUCUGCCAGACAUUGCUGCAAUAUGCCGGCAACCGGGGGUCUUCGGAGCACGCCUUGCCUCUUUUGGAAGUGUAUUGUGUUGCCAUUCAGAGUUUUGCCAGCGCCCGACCGUACUUGUCUACGGAUUGUGAAGAAGUCCUUCUAGUCCUUGGCAGGCUCGUGCUGAGCUGUUUUGAACUCCUGCUUUCCGUGCCAGAAAGUGAAGAGCAGUGUGAAAUGUUGUCAAGGCUGUUUCAGUCUAUACAGGAUUCCCAUAAUGCUUUGCUUCAGUUUGGAGACAACAGCCUCGAAGUACUGGCUGACGUUGCCAAAGAGGGCGUGUGGAAGAACCCAGUUCUGCUGAAGAUUAUCUCGCAGCAGCCAGUAGAAGCAGAAGAAGUGAAUAAACUGGUCAAGCGAGAAGGACCGGCCUUCCUGCAGCUGCGGAUAAAACACUUGAUGAAGACUAACGGCAUUCCCCAGGCCACUACCUUGUCCAAGCUGUGCAAAGAGUCCACUGAAAUUUCAAACACGGCGCCUUUUCUCCAGGCCUACAUCACGUGCUUGUGCUCCAUGCCUCCGAACGAAGAAUCCAUCAAGGAGAUUGCAAAGGUGGACUGUAAAGACGCCCUGGAUAUGAUAUGCAACCUGGAAGCGGAGGGGCAGGAUAGGACUGCAUUCAUUCUUUGUACAACAUACCUUACACAGCAGCUUCAGACCGCAAGUGUAUACUGCUCAUGGGAGCUGACUUUAUUUUGGAGCAAAUUACAAAGGAGGAUUGACCCAUCUUUAGACUCCUUUCUGGAGCGUUGUCGGCAGUUUGGCAUCAUCGCUAGGACGCUGCAACAUUUGUUCUUUCUGAUAAGAGUCAUACAAGCUGAAGCAGAAGACUCCGGCCUUGCUGUGUCGAUCUUGCUGUGUGUGAGAGCCCUUCAGCUGCGGUCAAAUGAAAAUGAUGACAUGAAGACUUCCAUGUGUAAAACGAUUGCUUGCCUUCUGCCAGAAGACCUUGAAGUUAGAAGAGCCUGCCAGCUCACCGAAUUCUUACUCGCGCCGAGUGAGGACACAUAUAAUCUGCUAGAAGAGCUUCACCUGCAGCCCGAUCAAAAAUUUGAUGAAGAGAAUGCUCCAGUUCCAAACUCGCUCCGCUGUGAGCUCCUUUUGGCUUUGAAGGCUUACUGGCCAUUCGACCCAGAGUUCUGGGACUGGAAGACUUUGAGGAGGCACUGUCUCAAAUUGCUGGGGAAAGAAGUGUCUGACUCCGAGGACGAUCUCAGUGGCAAUGAGAUCGGGUCCUUGAACGAAAAUGAACUGCUAGACAGUCCCCUCAGCGACUGCGAAGAGAGCAGGGAAGAUAAUCCCUUUGGAGGAGACAGUUUACUGAAUCGGCCGAAAGAGAGAAUAAGAGAGAAGAAACCCAUUGGCUCUUCAGAGAGGUACCAGAGAUGGCUUCAGUACAAGUUCUUCUGUGUCAUUUGCAAAAGAGAGUGCAUAGAGGCGAGAAUUCUGCACCAUUCUAAGAUGCACAUGGAAGACGGGGUCUACACGUGCCCCGUGUGCCUCAAGAAGUUCAGAAGGAAGGACGUUUUUGUGAAGCACAUUGGGGAGCACGUGAAGAUGCCGCCCAGUAGAAAAUACCGUGCUAAGAAGAAGAUCCUGCUGAAGAAAGAGAGGCUGGCCAAGAGCAGCCUGUCUAGGAUCACUUCUGUCGCCCUGGGUGGAAGCCGGACGCUGAAGAUCACUCCCUGCAACAGAGCCCGAAGCGACGCUCACGACUACGUCACGUUCAGCAAAUUGGAAAGGUGCCACUUGCAAGACCGAGACCUGUACCCAUGCCCGGGCACGGAUUGCUCCCGAGUGUUUAAGCAGUUCAAGUACCUGAGCGUUCACCUGAAAGCCGAGCACCAGAACAACGACGAGAAUGCGAUGCACUACUUGAACAUGAAGAACAAGCGAGAGAAGUGCUCCUACUGCAGGCGGCAUUUCAUGUCGGCAUUCCACCUGCAGGAGCAUGAGCAAGUGCACAGCGGGCCCAGGCCCUACAUGUGUGUGUCGGUGGGAUGCUAUGCAACGUUUGGCUCGGUCAACGAACUGUUGCAUCACAAACAGCAGCACGAUGACCUGCGUUACAAGUGUGAGCUGAACGGCUGCAACAUUGUCUUCAGCGACUUGGGGCAGCUUUACCACCACGAGGCCCAGCAUUUUAGGGAUGCGUCUUACACGUGUAACUUCCACGGCUGCAAAAAGUUCUAUUAUUCGAAAACCGAGUUUACAAAUCACCUUUCCAUGCAUAUUUCAAAUGGUGAAAUGAAGGAGGUGCCAGUUAAGUGCGAGGAGCGUGUUUCGGGCGACUGCCCUGCGUGUCUUUCAGAUUCGGAGGCGCUUGACCAAACGGAUCAUUCUUGCGUGCGCGAAAAUACCAGGUUGCCAUUGGAGUCUGCGGAUUCAGAGGGAGUUUUGCAAGUUAAACGAGAACCUGUAACUGACGAAGAGGUGGAUGGGAAAAGCAACGGCAGUCUUGGGAGCAAUGCUGCAUCUCCUGUGAAUGAGAAGUCUGGGUCUUUAUUGACCGAAGCAUCAGGUCCGGGCCCAACAACCCCUAGCCUUCUGUUACCCAAUGAGAAAGUCUUCCUUCCCUCAAACUUGAAAGAGCGUUAUUCAAACGUGGCAGUCUACUUUGAUGGCAAAAGGUUUACCUGUGGCUUCGAAGGCUGCGAUUCGACAUAUAAAAAUUCCAAGGGUAUGCAGAAGCAUCUUCGAAGGGCUCAUCCAUACCAUUUCAAACCUAGAAGGAAGCUGGGCCUGAACGCUAAAGAUCUUAGCCAGCUCACUGAAAGCCAACAUAACAGCACCCCCGCAAAUAUAAUUUCAGAGCUCAGGCAUCUUUUAGACACCCAAGUUGACUCUCCGGGCAGUAUAGAUUGCAAUACAAGUUCUAAUGUCAAUACCUGUUUCAAGCAUGAACUGUGUCCUCCUUCUCCCGAAUUUCCCCCUUGUGAACAUUCUAAAGCGUCCAGUGCAGAAGACUCAAUGUUGGAGCUCCUUUUGGGCUUGAAAAAUUUAAGUUUGAAAAAUUCUAGCAGUCGCAAUGGGAACUCUUCCAGGUUGUUACAGUCCUAUUCCUCCAAGUGCUCCAACUCUGAAGAAGACGAAUCUACCUCAGACCAUUUCCCCGAAGAACACCGAGGCAAAUUACCAAACCAAUACCUUACGCAACUGGCAGCGAAGCCAUUUUUCUGCGAACGCCAAGGUUGUACGUGUGAGUUUGUGACCAGGGAAGCUCUCUUAACACACUAUGUUAGAAAACACAAUUAUUCCAAGGAGAUGGUGCUUCAGUUGAACAUGUUUCGACAUCGGUAUUCACCAUUUAAAUGUCAUAUUUGCCAAAGAUCGUUCACAAGGAAAACACACCUCAGAGUCCAUUAUAGAAACAAACACAAGCUUGGCAGAGGGCCGGCGGUUCAGAAAUUGUUUAGCGAAAGUUUUGAGGACUUAGAGGGGUUCCCAGAGGAUGUGCUAAACAGCACGGCGGGCUCCAUGUCAUCAUUUUAUACCAACACUGAGGAGGAACUGGAUGACCAAGCAAAGCUCCCCGGGUCACGGCAGUGUCAUCCCAAAAAGGAGGAGCUGAGUUCUGAAACAGACCUGGAGUCAAGUGAAGAGCUAGAAAGCUGUGUGCCCGUGAAGCAGGCAAAAUUGUCCGCGCUCGAAAGUCACAGGAAAGGACUAGAAACAAAAGAAGGGAGGGGCAGCAAAAGAACAGUCGCCAAAGGAAAUCUGUGCUACAUUUUACAUAAGUACCAUAAGCCGUUCCAUUGUAUCCAUAAGAAUUGCAAUUCUGCAUUUACUAACCAGAAGGGCUUGAUCCGCCACUAUAGAACCGUCCACCAGUACAACAAAGAGCAGCUCUGCCUAGAAAAGGACAAAGCGCGAACAAAGCGAGAACUUGCCAAAUGUAAAAAAAUAUUUGUUUGCAAAUAUAAGGAGUGCAGCAAGCGCUUCCUGUGCUCCAAAUCGCUCGCUAAGCACUGCAGUGACUUUCACAACCUCGACUCUGGGGAAGAUUCCAAAAUGCUUUCCGAGACCGAAGCAGUGCGGUUCCCUUGUCACCAUCCUCGGUGCCCAGCUGCAUUUUAUUCCUUCCACCAAUUGAGGCAUCACCUGAUGGAACAGCACACCAAGGAAGAAGAACUCAACAAGGACAUUGAAAUCCAUUGCGAUCUCAAUGGCUGCAACAGAGUUUUCACGACGUACAGCCGUUACUCGGAGCACGUGUAUUUCCGGCACAGCAACCACGAAGGUGUCUCCGGCAGUACCAGAGAGAAAAGGAACCACCUGAAAGAUGGAGCGGAGUCAGGCUGUCUGAGAGACCAGUGUCUCAGGCACAGGGAAAUUGUAAGAAAGAGACGGAUCCGCAACAAAGCAGAAAAAAAUAAUAAUAAAAAUAAAGGAAAGCAGUUAUAUAACUUCAGAACCAGGGAAGAAGCCCUUCGGAUGUGCAGAGACAAUUGCAAUCAAACCCAGUAUCCAUGCAUGUUUCGGGGGUGUCCCUCAGUGGUGAAACUGGAAAGCAGUAUUGUGAGGCAUUAUAAGCGUACCCAUCAGGUGCCCAGUGUUUAUAUAGACCGGCAGUACGAGAAGCUUGUGUAUUUUGUUGAAUGUGGUACCGUGAUCAGUGAUGCUUGCUUAGAAGAAUGUGAUGACGAGUCAAAUGAAGCCAAUGGAGACUUCCCGGAGGACCCUGAGGAGCAUCCCGUGUGCCAGCGUGACCCCGAAGAACGCCUUGUUCCUGAUCUGGACUACGAUCGAGAUGGCAAGAGCAGUAAAAAUGGUGUGUGUGUCGAGGGCGACAAGGCGAGAGAGCUGGGUGUCUUUUUGUACGCAGGCACUUUAAAACACAACCACAAUUCAAAAGCUAGGUGUUCCGAAGACUGUAGCGGAGUGGUGUCACCGACCCAUCAGCUGGAAGAUUUGCCCAAAAACGAAGGGCGGGAAAACAGCUCUUGUCACGCUAGUUCAGGCACGCCGCCACCAAGGGAGAGGGAUACCAGCGACUGGCAACAGGUGUCAUCCCAACAGAAUGAGAAGAGACCUCUCCUCCCUGCUGCUAAAGACAAGAUGCAAAAGCAGCCGGCACCAAAACCCUUCGAUAUCAAGUCCUUCAAACCAAUGGGAUUUGAGUCGUCGUUUCUGAAGUUCAUUCAGGAGAGUGAGAACCGGUAUGACGAUGAUGAUGACGAGGAGGAGGAGCUUGAGGAAGAAUGGGAACCCACGGAACAAUACCAACUCGAUCGCAUGCUGGAUAAAGAGAAAGACUCCAGAAGGGAUGCCACCAUACAGGAGCGGGUCACCUAUGAAAGUGUCCCUGCAGCGACCAUGUCAAAGAAGAAUGGUGGCUCCAAAGCUCCCGGGCAGCUGAGGGGAAUUCAGCCUCUGCUGUCGACAGACUCUCCUGCUCUCCCUUCUCUGGAUCUGGAAACCUUGAGGGCCAUAUUGGACAAGGCACUAACAGACUGUGGGGAUCUGGCCUUAAAACAACUCCACUAUUUACGACCGGUUGUUGUUCUCGAAAGAUCUAAGUUUUCUACUCCCAUCAUAGACUUUUUUCCAACAAAAAAAACAGACCAACUCUGCGUGGGAAGUUCAUGAUUUUGUGUUUUAUUUAAAAAAAAAUGGGGAGGGGGAGAGUUGCCUCCACUACUGCUAAGGGGUGGGUGGGAACAGGGAAUAUCGCUAACUGGUUCAGUGCACAUGUUGUUGAGGUUAGGUUAGGUUGUUCAAUUCCACGAAUGUACGACAUCUGGCUACAGUAUUGGCUGAGUUACUAUAGCUCCCCUGUUUUAAAAAUAAGGAAAAACCCAGAUAUUUUGGUGCUAACAAACAGAAUAUUGAGGUGGGGAGCUUCCCUCUUGCAAAGUUAAAUGUGCAUGAUUGUAUAUGGAACAAGUACUUAGGGUACCAGGGUUGAUUGGGAGGGGGGUGGGAGGUGGAGCUCUUACUUGACUUGAAUGUGCACCUGAGCGUGCUUCAUGUAACAUAUUGUACACUACAGCAUCUUAUAUUUUUUGAGUUUUGAGUUUCAAUAAAAUGAAUUUUUUCACCCA